Messenger RNA from Folsomia candida, 4695 nucleotides. RefSeq names its product serine/threonine-protein phosphatase 4 regulatory subunit 3A (gene flfl). The coding region runs from base 482 to 3037 and encodes 851 amino acids. Gene Ontology annotation, cellular component: nucleoplasm; protein phosphatase 4 complex. Lineage: Eukaryota; Metazoa; Arthropoda; Collembola; Entomobryomorpha; Isotomidae. The transcript is spliced from 22 exons. Gene Ontology annotation, molecular function: protein phosphatase activator activity. The record is from RefSeq and is a predicted model, not a curated record. Gene Ontology annotation, biological process: DNA damage response; protein dephosphorylation.
AAUGAAUUAUAUGGUGGUGGUGGUGGGUGAUGUAAAUUUAAACAGCAGAGAGAUAUGCGAGGCCCUCCAUCCAGUAAAAACUAAUUUAUAAAGCACUCAUUUAAAUUUAAUAAAUUGUAGCGUUAAAAACGAGUCGAAUCGGUGUCUUGAACUGGGUGUAUCGUGAGCGUGGGCGUCGGGAAAGCGAAGAGAAAGGGGAGAAAAGAACGGUGUUGGAAAAAGAUUUACAAGUUCACUUCACAACACAAUUCUCAAAAUAAAAUAACAGUGAAUGAAGUCAAAUUGAGUGUCAAGACAAUUAACCAACCAACACUAGAUCACUUCCGGUUGAUGAAGGAGAAACGUAUUCUGAAUCAUUGAGCGGCAAUAUCAUUGGGUUUUAAUGUUCCUGAAUCUAGUCUAAUCCAGCAACGACGACGUAACGGCAGGGAACGUGAGUGAAGUGGGUGAGGAGGAGGUGAUUCCACCUGAAAAAUCCGAUAUGACGGAUACUACUUUGAGCAGUAGUGUAACAGUGUCUGACACUGUUGUGACAGAUAAUACACGACGCCGAGUCAAACUUUACGCCCUUAAUGCGGAGAGACAAUGGGACGACAGAGGGACUGGGCAUGUGUCCUCUUCCUAUGUUGAUCGCCUCAAAGGAAUGUCCUUACUAGUCAGAGCCGAAUCGGAUGCUGCUCUUUCAGGCUCCUUGCUUCUGGAAUCCAAAAUCCAACCGGAUACAGCGUAUCAAAAACAACAAGAUACAUUAAUUGUGUGGUCUGAAGGUGACAAUUUCGACUUGGCAUUAAGUUUUCAAGAAAAAGCUGGGUGUGACGAAAUCUGGGAAAAAAUCUGUCAAGUGCAAGGGAAGGAUCCGUCAGUUGAUAUUACUCAGGACGUUGUAGAAGAAUCGGAAGAUGAAAGAUUUGAAGAUGUGUCAGAUCCGGCUCCUCCAAUCGAGCUACCCACUCCAGAUAUAUCUCGUCUCGAAGAACUUCACGACCUUAUUAUCAGUUGUUUAGCAGUGCCUUUGAGGAGGGAAAAGCUGUCACUGGCGUUGGAACAAGAAGGAUUUCUCAAAAAAGUUCUUGAAAGUUUUCGUUUGGCGGAACAAAAUAACGACACCAAUGCUCUUCAACAACUAUACCAUAUUUUUAGAAAUAUAUUUCUACUCAAUAAAAAUGCCAUUUUUGAAAUUCUCUUCGCAGAGGAGUUAAUAUUCGAUGUCGUUGGGUGUCUGGAAUACGAACCUAAUCACCCGUGUCCUAAAAAACAUCGAGAAUAUCUCAAAAGAAUUGCAAACUUCCGUCAAGUUAUUUCCAUUGGAAAUGCUGAGCUUGUUUCCAAAAUUCAUCAAACCUACCGAGUGCAAUAUAUCCACGAUGCGGUUCUACCAGCCCCGAAUGCAUUUGAAGAAAAUAUGCUUUCAACUUUGUCAUCAUUUAUAUUUUUCAACAAAGUAGAAAUAGUUACCUUAAUACAAGAAGAUGAAAAGGUACUGAAAGACUUGUUCACGGGCCUCACUGAUGAAUCCACCCCUGAUGACAAAAGAAGAGAUCUCAUUCUGUUCUUAAAAGAGCUGUGUGCCUUCGCCCAGAAUUUACAACCUCAAGCUCGCGAAUCAUUCUACAAGACUCUCACAAAUCAAGGAGUUCUUCCGGCAUUAGAAUUGGCCUUACCGCUACAUAAUUCUGCUGCGAAAGCUGCUUGUAUAGACGUCUUGAAUGCAGUGGUAGAAUUUUCCCCUACCAUCGUUCGAGAAUAUUGUUUGCACCAAGCGGCGGACGCUGAUGAUGAUCAGCUACUACUUAAUGUCAUCAUUGAAGAAUUAAUCAACGACAAAGACCCAGAAUUAGGGGGUGCAGUACAGUUGAGCGGGGUGUUGAGAUUGCUUAUAGAUCCUGAAAAUAUGAUGGCAGCGCUAAAUAAAUCCGAAAAGGCCGACUUUUUGAACUUAUUUUACAAGCAGUCUAUGAAUUUACUCAUUGAACCGUUGAUGACCAACACAAUUGGGGAGAAACCAGAUAAAGAAGAUAUACAAAACGCCCAGCUCAUGUGGUUGUUGUUAGAACUUUUAAGCUUUUGUGUUGAACAUCAUAGCUAUCACAUUAAAAGCUACAUCAUCAACAAAGAUUUGGUCCGGAAAGUUUUGGUUUUGAUGAGCUCAAAGCACACAUUUUUGGUUUUGGGAGCCCUCAGACUUUUACGAAAAGUUUUGUCUCUAAAGGAUGACUUGUAUAAUCGCUAUAUCAUCAAGGGAAACCUCUUCAAGCCAGUAAUUGAUGCUUUGAUUAGAAAUAAAGGCCGGUACAACCUCUUAGAUUCCGCCAUUGUCGAAAUGUUCGAGUUUAUCAGAGCGGAGGAUAUCAAGUUGCUGGUUUCUCACAUUGUUGAAAAUUACAGCCAACUACUGGAUCAAAUAAAUUAUGUUCAAACAUUUAGGGCUCUGAAAUUAAGAUACGAGCAAAAUCAAGAUAGAUCAAAAGAAAGAGUUGGAGGUAUUGACAGCGUUCCUGCCCUUCUUCGUAAUAACAGGUAUCGGAGAGAUCCUCGCCAGUUGGAAGAAGAGGAGGAAAUGUGGUUCAACGACGAUGACGAUAUGGAAGAUGGAGACGGCGUUGUUCCUGCAAGUAAUUCGCCAGAAGUACUUGGACGAACCAAAGCUGACGCAGACUCUCAAUUAGAAUCAAUCGGAAAACUUUUAGACAAGAAGGUAGAUUCUCUUGGAUCUGGAAUGAGGAACAUUGGAAAUUCGCUCAGCCCAAGGUCAUCACCAAUAACAGUAUCGUCACCCAACAGCACCUCGCCUAACGCGAUGCCCCUUUCCACAUCUCUGACAUCCACGAGUAGUGACACGAAACCAGGCCUUGCGAAAAAGUCUGUAUUUCAACAAAUCUUUGCAACCCUGCAAGAGUCUGUCACGCAGAUCGGUCUUGUGGAUUAUGAAGGAGACUCGGAUGAAGAAGAAACUGAAGAACACGAUGAAUCGCCAACGCCUGCUGAAGAAGAUCAUGAAAAACUGGAACCUGUAGCAAAACGACCUCGCCUAACGUAAUGAAUGUUUUUGUAAUGUAAAGAAUUAUAGAAUAGUUAAGUUACUUCGAGGAGACACAUCGCAGGUAUCGUUAUUUGUUGUUGUGAAUGCAUAUAAUUUCAAAAUUUUGUUAUCAAUGUGGCGAGAAGGUUAUAUUUUUUACUGUCAAUAAGUUGGUGCAAUCGUACAAAUCAGUAGUGGGCUUUCCCGUAUAUUUAGUGCUUAAUUCGUUCGAAAUAUUUCAUUGACUCUACUCAAUGAACCUGCUUUAAACGUAUAUGCACAUAUGUAUAUAUGUGUAAAUUCGGAAUUAUUCGGAAUGUCGGUAUUACAUAUAUGUUUCUGUUAAAUCAUGAAAAGUUUGAAAAAUUUAUUCAUCACGUUAAUUUAUUUGCGUAUCCAAAUUGUAUCUCUUCUCCAAGAUUUUAAUUAUCAAGUAAAUUACCACGGUCUCGACCAAAUAAUAUAUAUUAACCUUGCUAUCUUGUUUUGCACGCAGUUGUUUGUUGGUUUUGAGGGAGCGGAUAAAUAUCUGGAAAAAAUCGAGUCAUGACUUAUUUUCAGUACACUUUUGCUAUUGGCGCAUAUUCAUAACUUUUCAAAAGCAUGAUUCUCAGAAUAAAUUACAAGUUAAUGUAACCACACAACUUUUAAAAGUGUAAAUAAUAAAUAUCUUUUGUUGUCACUUAUUACCUUUUUGUUUGCGGAGAACGUUGACUUUGGCUGUGUAGUUUUGUUUAAAAGUGCCCUGGAUAUGUGAGUGGGUGGACGCCAAACGGUAUUAUGUUUAUGUAAAGAACUAUGUAAUAAUGUACUAAAACUUGAACUAGUAGCAGUUUUAUAUUGACAAUAUAGCAAAACAAUUGUAUAUUAUGUAUUCUCAAUUGUAGCAGCGAGUUUUCAUAAAAUCUCAACUUCUAAUUAUAUAGCGGUAGCAUUUAUAUCAGGGUGAUGGAUGUGUCAAAAUGAGAUGAAUGUUAUAUAAAUUAAUGUCUUCAUCCUCUAGGGUGGAUGAGAACAGCAUAUUGUACAUAAAUACUUAAUAUUGGGCUACCGUAGUUGUACGAACAUAAAUGAAAUGAGCGCAGACCACGCAAAUCUUAUGCAAGUCGAAAGGUCAUACGAAAGUGGUAGCAAUCAGGAGAGAGGGUUACAAUUAGUUGCAUGCAUGUCACGUUUGUUGUACUCUGUGUAAUGUAAUGUGCGGGUAAUUAGUUUUGCCUCAUUUUUUCUUCUACUUUGUUGUACUAAUCCUAAAUCCUAAGUAUAUUAGCGAUGUCCUUCUUGGAAGGUCUAAAUUUACAAAUGUUUCAUAACUUUAUACACGAUGCCAAUCGUUAUUGGGUAUCUUCCCAUUCGAAUUUGUGACAUUAUAUUACGAUACACACAACACUCUGAUACUUCGAUAAUAAAGAGGGAAUAUGUACGAGUAUAAAACGACUCUAUUGAUAAAAGUCCUAAUAUAUAUACACUUGUAUAUAUAUACAGCCAAUGGAUAGAUUGAAUUCAAUGUACUACUGCUAUUGUGUAUGGUUGUGGAGGAACAAUUUUCCAGCAAAAAGUUAUUGUGACAACAAUGCGAAAGGUUUAUUUUACCAUUGAAUGACAGUCUAGUUAUAAUUUAAAUUGUUUAUUUAUUGGUACAGAUUUAUUACAACAACCAAAAAACCAAAAUAAAA